Molecule: messenger RNA, 843 nt
Organism: Parnassius apollo (apollo)
Lineage: Eukaryota; Metazoa; Arthropoda; Insecta; Lepidoptera; Papilionidae
Source: the annotation of a GenBank genome assembly
AUGAAGGCGUUUGUGAUCGGCUUUGUAAUGUUCUUGAUCGGGACAGCGCUCACAGACAUAGCCAGCGAAUGUAAUCUAGUUGGGUUUUACAAGGAGCUGGGCUGCACGCCGAUACCCAAUGCUGACAACAGCACCAAGUGUCCCGACGCCUUUACAUGUCCGGACUUACAUCCGGACUCUAGCAUGUGCUAUUACAGGGGUGUCCCAUAUGGAGACCGCACGAUGAUCCCGCAGAAUAUGAUCAAGAAUCCCUGUUCCCUCGCGUGCCAAUGCACCGUAAUGACCGGUAAGCCGCGGUUCGACUGCGCUGCCGUUGACUGUGUGGAGACGUUCGACACGGAUCUACAGCAGCAAUGUAUCAAUACAUACGAGUUAGGCUCGUGUUGCAGUACGGGGACUGUGUGUGGCAAAGAUGCGAUAGCGAGCUUAAAAACCUGCGAAGUGGACGGAAAAACUUACAGAGAGGGUGAAUCGUUUGAGCCCAAAAACAGUCGUAAAACUUGUAUAUGUACGGCGCAGUGGAACGGAACCCUGGACGAUCCGAAUAACUGCCGGGAUAUCAACUGCGGCAUCGAGAUACAUUACCAGGACAAGUUGUUCCAGAAUUGCGCGCCAAUCUUCUUGGGGAGCGACGCCAUUUGUCCAAUAGCUUUUACAUGCCCUACAAAUACGUCGAAAGUGAUCCGCGGGCUAAAUGUACGUGCGGUGAGUGCGGAAUGCGUUUUCGGUAACGUAACUCUGUCCGUUGGAGACGAGGUGACAGUUGACGAGAAAUGUACCAAGUGCAAGUGCAAUGUACCGCCCUUCGUUUCUUGCACCAAGAAGAACAGCUGCAAUGAAUAG